UCUUGAGUGAAGAGAAUAAAUACCUUUUUUUGCGUUCGAUAAUUUUCUUCACUAUUUUUCUCUCCUCUCCACACAAUUUCUCUUACCUUUCUCUCGCUGCGCAAAACACAUCUUUUAUCUCACUGUACCCAUGGCUUUCAGAGUAGGAGGGGGAGGGGGAAAUGCCUCUUCUGGAAUGGGUGUUGCUGAGCAUAGCGUUAACACGUUCCUGGAAUUACAGAGGAAGAAAGUUCAUCGCUAUGUGGUUUUUAAAAUUGACGAGAUAAAGCAAGAGGUUGUGGUAGAGAAAACCGGAGGCCCUGCUGAGAGCUACGAUGAUUUCACUGCAUCCUUGCCUGAAAGUGAUUGCCGAUAUGCUGUUUAUGACUUUGAUUUUGUGACAUCUGAGAACUGCCAGAAGAGCAAAAUCUUUUUCGUGGCAUGGUCUCCUUCAGUAUCCCGCAUUCGCUCUAAGAUGCUUUAUGCAACAUCCAAGGACAGGUUCAGAAGGGAACUACAGGGCAUCCAUUACGAGAUUCAGGCAACAGACCCAACAGAGAUGGAUCUUGAAGUCCUCAGAGAGCGUGCAAACUGAGCAGCUACGCAAGAGAGUCGUGUUUUUAGGUGACUAGUUAGGAUAUAUGAGACCCUGCGGGACUGAUGUUGACUGAUACCCUUUAGUUCUACCAUGUUAUUUGUCUGUUUCGAUAUAUUUUUUUCUUAAACUGCUGACUUAUCAUUUAUCAAGUGAAUAACCUGCACCUGUGAAAGCUGAUUAGGGGUUCCUGCCUAAGAAACUCCACUGCAGGGGAAUUUCAGCAUUUCCUAAUUGCCAUGAUGCUUCACAGGGGCAGAUUAAUAUAUUAAUGGCUAUUGAAAAAUCAACUUAUAUUCUAUGAAUUUCUAGUGGAAGUUGGUGAAUCUACUUUGUUCCUUUUUAA
Vigna umbellata (rice bean) is the source of this 920-nucleotide messenger RNA. RefSeq names its product actin-depolymerizing factor-like. Gene Ontology annotation, biological process: actin filament depolymerization. Lineage: Eukaryota; Viridiplantae; Streptophyta; Magnoliopsida; Fabales; Fabaceae. Gene Ontology annotation, cellular component: actin cytoskeleton. The record is from RefSeq and is a predicted model, not a curated record. Gene Ontology annotation, molecular function: actin binding.